This is a messenger RNA of Mugil cephalus (flathead mullet), 2753 nucleotides long. Its product is annotated as fibronectin type III domain-containing protein 9. The record is from RefSeq and is a predicted model, not a curated record. The transcript is spliced from 2 exons. Bases 1649 to 2287 code for a protein of 212 amino acids. Gene Ontology annotation, molecular function: protein binding. NCBI's taxonomy places the organism in Eukaryota, Metazoa, Chordata, Actinopteri, Mugiliformes, Mugilidae.
ACAAACGACACAGCGGAAAAGUUGAGUUGAGUUGAGUUGAAUAAGCAUUGGACUACGACACACAAGCUUGUGAAAUUAAACAGAAAUAUGUAAAAAAACAAAAAACAAAAUAGAGUGCAAUAAUUAUGACACCACCAAUUACCAUAAUUAGUCAUGAUAGGGGCUCUGUGAUGCUGUACUUAAUUACCACAGAGCUUCCAGCUGAAUACUGCUGACAGCAAGAUACACCGAUCAGGCAUAACAUUAUGACCAUGCAUCCACGUGGAUGUUGCAAACACACACACACAAAAACGGUUUAGGAACAACUCAGAAAACAUGAAAAACAGUACAAAGUGUUGACCUGGCCUCUAAACUCCCUAGAUCCCAGACUGUGGGAUUCUCCACAGAGACAACUCCCCUCAACCCAUAGCACCCAAAGGCCCCCGCUAACAACAUCCUGUUACCAGACACCACAGGACGCCGUCAGAAGGUCCAUGUCCGUUCUCUGAUGAGUCACAACUGUUUUGGAGGCACAAAAGCCUGAUCAGUGUACUCCCAACAUCACUGUUUCCAUGGGCUACCGUGUCCAACACAGUGACAUAGCAUGUCAGUAUGGAAACAUAAAACUACACUAAACCCAAAGUAAAUCAGAGCCUGAUAACAAUGUCCGUAGUUACAGUGUUUGGUCAUAAACACAAAGACAAAGAGAAAUGAUUGCACCUCGUGACAACUCCACUGGAAAAAUAGUGUGGGAAUGACAUGUCUGGUGACAAUGAACAGUGCAAAAUUUCAUGGAAAUCCCACCAUUUCAUCACUCAUGUAAUAAGCAACAAAAAUACAUACAUACAUAUGCAUAAUAAGUAAUAAAUUGUAUCGAUUUAGCCAUCAAGGCUAAAAAAAAAAAAAAAUGGUUCAUCUCCUACGAGAUGAAUGUGCUUAGGAAAUUUAACUUUGCCUGCUAAAUUGUGAGACAUCUUGUGUGCAGAUUUUGGCCUGAGGGCGGAGCAGAAGGGAGGCUCUAUUUUUUUGUGGAAGCAUGAGCAUCACGGUGGCAUUAGGGUCGUCCUCUGGGGACCAAGAAUAGCUACAGUAAAUCUCGCAAUAAUCUGUCCGACAGUUGGACAGACGGAUCAUUUCUGCUCCUCUCCAACCCCCCACCCCUAGAUACUCAAGACACCAAGGUAUGGCCCGGAGUACUGCGAGGUCUCCAGAUGAACUAGCAGAGGGGGAGGCAGGAUGGCAAAACAAGACAGCAAAAUGAACGACCGUGAACAAAUCACAUCCACUUCGGAUGCACAACCCAACACUUUUUCAACGUCCACCGUAUGUUUUUUUCGACUCCCUCUCUCUCCUGUUGGUAGAGAGGUGAAGCUGCUGCUGCUGCUCUAAUCCACAGCAGCGCUCCCUCUAGUGUGGUAGCAGAGGAGAUAACGACACAGCGAUCUGUGCUUCAGUCCUGAGGUUGGAAACCUACACACCAGCAGCAGCAGCAGCAGCAGCAUCACAGCUCUUGACGGAGUGACAGUGGAGUAAAUGUUAUUAUGAUUUUAUAGCAGCAGGACAACACAACACAGACUCAGCAUGUACUGACCAGUUUCACUUUGUGAGAACACAACAACAACCGAGGAGGCGACCCACUAACACUGACUGAGCUCACUGGCUCCUCACGAUGGGGAUUGUAGUCUACAACAUCUCCUCCACGUCGGCCAGAGUGAGCUGGCCGCCGUCCCCCACCUGCCGGGACACCUUCUACAGCGUCAUGUACGACCCCAACUGGAACAGCCUCCUAAUGGGAUACAAGCGCAAGAGUUUCAUGCACGAGGAACGCAUCGCCGUCAGUCAGACCAGCACACACCUGGCCAACCUCCUCCCCCAGACCGCCUACUUCUUGUGCGUGACGUGUCAGGCCGCCAAUCCUGUGCGGGACCAGUGCCAAGUGUUCAGCACGCCAAGCGAGAGCGCCGAAGGUCACGACAGGGCCGGCUGGGAGCUGGCCAUGGGCGUCUGGCUGACCUGCUGCAUCUUGCUCCUGCUCAUCGCCUCCAUCCUGCUGUGGGGAUGCCUUCACACCAUCUGCACCAUGCCCGGCCAGGCCGCGGACGGCUGCGCGGCGGGGAGCAACUCGUCCCACCGCGACAUGUCUGGAUCUGGGUGCCUUUACACUCCCAGGAGCAGCAGCCUGGAUAGCUCCAAACACGCCUCCGUCAUUCAAUCCCCCCUCCUCUCGGCGCAGCCCACCGGCCACAUAAUUACCCAAGACCACGAGCUGAGGACGCUGGCUAAGCUGUCUGGCAGCGAGCCAUCAUGAAUCAACCAGAUUAAGGUCAUCCACAGCAUUGUUCUGCUCGCACUGAAUUGUAUAUUCAUAUUUAUCCGGUGAUGAAAUCCUAUUUGUGCUUAGGAGAAUAUGUGUUUUCAAAGGAAUCAUUUUAAACAAACAUUGCUCUUCAAAGUUUUCAAUGACAAAUGAAAAGGGGAAAAGAAAAAAAAUACCUCAUCCAUAUAAUGUGAAAAUUCAGUUGUAAAAAAAACUUUUCAUGUUUGUGUUCCUAGUGAUAUACAUUUAGGUUUUUAGAUUGACAUUUUUUUCCAUUUAUUUUUACACAUGGUUUUCUUAUACUGAUGCUUUUCCACAUGUAUUCAGUAGAUGCGUCUUGCAAUUAUGUGGUGACGUUCAGCUUCAUUAUGUGGUCUUAUGCAGCUGGUGAGGUCAAUAAAAAGAAAAAAAAAGAAAGGUCUUUGCUUUCUCUGGGAGGGAUGAUGAUAAAAACAAA